Lasiosphaeria miniovina is the source of this 1082-nucleotide messenger RNA. RefSeq lists its product as uncharacterized. The coding region runs from base 103 to 918 and encodes 271 amino acids. NCBI's taxonomy places the organism in Eukaryota, Fungi, Ascomycota, Sordariomycetes, Sordariales, Lasiosphaeriaceae. The record is from RefSeq and is a predicted model, not a curated record. The transcript is spliced from 2 exons.
GACAUACUCGCUCCUUAUUCUGUCAGCUGAGCCGACUCAGGAAAGAAGUCUUGCUCCGCCGGCCUCUCCCUUCAAUUCCUGUUUGUCCCAAAUGGGGCUCUGAUGUUGGACAGUUCCAGACCAGGUCCCCGACCUGACCCUGACUCCCUUCCGACAAUCACAACCGACUCUGAUGAGCGGGCACUGGGCACCUUGCAGCAUGACCACGCCAGGCCCAGUCUUGCCAGGCUGCCCUUUGAGAUUCAAUCAAUGAUCUUCGAGGUCGCUUCUGGUCAUCAGGUCUUCUUCGUCGAGGCCGAUGAUGACGGCCUGAUUUUCAUGGACCCGAACCAGAAGGUCCUCGCCCAUGUCUGCAGACUCUCCCGCGAGAUAUACACGAAAGGUAAAUCCAUGUGCUUCGACACGGCUAGAAUCCCCUUCUGGGUCAACCCUAGAGAAGACAUCUUCUAUCUCCACGUCGAUCGCACCCCGCCAACCCCGCAACAACAACACUUCCCGUACAUUACUCGGCGCAGAGAUGCGCAGAUGGGCUUGCAACAGCUAUCCUUGUCACGGGACAAACGAUCAAUGAUUCAGAAUGUCGCCGUGGACUUGCAGUAUAUGGGCGAAUACCCAAGACGAAAUGCCGCAAUUCGCCUCUGGAGUCUCUUCCCGUCCAUCAAAAUGCUUCACCUCUUCGUUCCCCGAGGUCCGAUCCAAAGUCCGGCGCCAGUUUGGACGGCAGAUAACCUUGUCCUUCAACCAAUCUCGUCUUCGCAAAUCGUUGCCCCACCCGGCCAACAGAGGGAGAUGUUUUAUACGGUUAUGUACCAUAUCAAGAAAACCUUCUCUCUGAUUAUGUUAGCUGACAACGGAGCGAACGGCCUGACGACAGCACCCCAGGUUUGUGGCCACGUCGCCUACAUACGUGAACCAUAGCACGGCAAAGGAUUGUGGUUGAAACGCCGAGUUUGGGGCCUCGCGAAGAAGUGGGGGGUCUUCUCCAUGUUGACCCUGACCAAGGAGUUGCAUAUCCCGUGACGCCUGUCAAGAUGGAUUGUUUCUAAGCAAAUAAUCUCGGCUCAUUAACAUUGAGAACCACG